Molecule: messenger RNA, 276 nt
Organism: Anisakis simplex (herring worm)
Lineage: Eukaryota; Metazoa; Nematoda; Chromadorea; Rhabditida; Anisakidae
Source: the annotation of a GenBank genome assembly
AUGAAUACUCGAAGUGGACAACGAUCACUGAGUGGUCAACACCAUCCAGAAAUGGAUGAGAUUAUUGUGGAAGAUGAGGACACGGAGAUGUCACAGUACGGCAUUACACCUGAAGAGGACGAAGAUGAAGAGGUGGAGGAGGAGAUUGUCGGCGAAGAGGGCAUCGUUAAGCCAUCGAUGAUCGGUACACGCGCUGAGAAGUCACUGGGUCUGCUCACACAACGAUUCUUGCGAUUGCUGCAGACUACACGCAGCGGUAUUGUUGACUUGAACACG